Messenger RNA from Schistosoma haematobium, 698 nucleotides. RefSeq lists its product as uncharacterized. The transcript has a single exon. The record is from RefSeq and is a predicted model, not a curated record. Bases 75 to 446 code for a protein of 123 amino acids. NCBI's taxonomy places the organism in Eukaryota, Metazoa, Platyhelminthes, Trematoda, Strigeidida, Schistosomatidae.
CUUAUUUAGAGGACAAAAUCAUCCGUACCAUAACAACUUAUUGUACCAUUAUUAUUAUAAUACUUGUAUGAAAUAUGCAUGCUCGAACAUUGCUUACCGCCUACGCAUAUAUUCAUUCUGCCAGCUAUAUUAUUAACAGCUUAAUUCAUUCGAUGAUCCAUUCAUUUCCCUAUAUAUAUACAUGUACAUUUAACACUCUACACUCUCUGUUCGCUGACUCACUCAUUCUCCCCACUGCUUUGUGGUCUGAGUUAUCUGCUAAUAAAACUGUAGUCGCUGGUUCUCUUCGCCUUCUGAUUUCAAACACCAUCGAGGAUUAUAUGAUAACGGUUACGAGGGUGAUUGGUCAGCGAAACACAGCCACUACAACUAUAUUAAUUGAUCAAAUGUUCAUUAGUAGAUCUUAUGAUCAUCGGUUUAAUUCUUGGUCGAAUACUUUAACUUAAAUUAAUCCAAGAAGAAUAUAAUCGACAGAUUAUACUAGAAAUUUUGACGAAACUAUAAUUUAUGAACGAACGAAUCGAAUAUAAGGUAAUAGGUCUUAGAUUUUGGCACGAAAUUCACUCAUCCAUUUGGUUAUAUAGAGUUUUGGCAUUAUAGCUGUAAUCAGUUCGUGAUGAAAUUGCCCUAAAUCUAAUUCCUAACCUUAACCAUCAACUGUAAAUCAUAACUGUAAUUCUUCACAUUGGUUUAUGACC